AUGGAUUCGGAAUUCAUGGAUUACGAAGAAGAACUAUACCAGAUUCUUGGGGGUAGCAAUACGAAAUCUACUCUACGCAUAAAACCGUCCAGGAAAUACAAAAAACCCCUGCCGCCGAUAUACGUCAGCCAUAAUCCGUUACAGAGCUUGGACACGACCGCGAUACCAUAUGUGACGCAUCUCCUCAGCCUCUCUACAUCUCAAGUCGUCGCAGGUUUCUGUACACCUGCGGAUUCCUUUGGACUACUUGCUGUCACUCAGUCGGAUCUCACUAUUCUACGCUUCUUCCCCGGUCAUCAACAAGGAAUCACAGAUCUAAAACCGACCCCCACUGAGCAGUCCCAUGGAAUAACAUUUUGGUCUUGUGGAAAAGAUGGACUUGUCAAGUACUUCGAUACAAGGUUGGAAGGAAAGGAGGCGAUGGUUUUGAGGGCUUCGCCUAAUCCGCAAGAGAUUUUCCUAUCCCUAGACAUAAGUGCAAGUGCGAAUAUGGUCGCCGCAGGAACCGAACGCCGCGCUGAAGAAGCAAGCAUUGUAUAUUGGGAUCCAAGAAAUCCAUCCAAGCCUCUGUACAUGCACACGUCUACUCACUCCGAAGACAUCACCUCCCUGUCCUUCAAACCGACCCUCACCGACUCCAAUCUUAUCUUAUCCGGAUCUUCAGACGGUCUAGUGUGCAUCUCAGACUCUCAUCAGAGUGAUGAAGACGAGGCAUGCCUUCACGUCGCCAAUUCCGGCGCCUCGAUAGCCCGUACGGGGUGGAUGAACCUUGCUGAGUACAAUGAUGCCAAGUCACCACGGUUGGAUCUAGUAUAUGACUAUGGAGACGUGAGGUCCGCAAGUACAGAAGCAUGGGAAACCGAUUAUAUCAUAUCAUCGCGCUGGCUUGGGUCGAAGAAUUCGCUGGGAAGAGGUGGUCUAUUAACUUGGUGUGGGGACAAUAGACAUAAUACUCAUAGUUGGAAGAAAUGGAAGAUGGAAGCAGUAUUGGAAGGCGCACAUACCGAGAUUGUGCGAUGCGUCUGCUGGAACGACGAGCAUGAGACCUCGGCCCGGGCUCAUAGUCCGAGUCCCUGCAAACGAGAUAACAUACUACCAUCUCCAUGA
This is a messenger RNA of Acaulospora colombiana, 1107 nucleotides long. The record is from the annotation of a GenBank genome assembly. Lineage: Eukaryota; Fungi; Glomeromycota; Glomeromycetes; Diversisporales; Acaulosporaceae.